This is a messenger RNA of Phoenix dactylifera (date palm), 1451 nucleotides long. RefSeq names its product F-box protein At1g67340-like. The record is from RefSeq and is a predicted model, not a curated record. Lineage: Eukaryota; Viridiplantae; Streptophyta; Magnoliopsida; Arecales; Arecaceae. Gene Ontology annotation, molecular function: protein binding.
CCUGAGAUCCUCUCAGAGAGAGAGAGAGAGAGAGAGAGAGAGAGAGGCUUUCACCUCCGUAGAAGAAUCUUAGCUAUGCGAACGAGACGCGGCCUCUGCUACCCCUGUCCAUAUUCCGAAUCCGGGUCGAAGGAGGCGGAGGAGGGGGCUGGUAGUGUCGGGAUGAAGAGGAACAGGGGAGGAGAGGAGUCGGGCCGCCGGAAGAGGCCGCGCGCGGCGUCGGCGGAGGAGGAGGGUGCAGAAGCUGGGGGAAUGAUGGUGGAGGGCUUUUUCGACAACCUUCCUGAUGAUCUCGUGGUCUCUAUCCUCUGCAAGCUGGGCCACUCCGCCUCUUCCCCCUCUGAUCUCUUCGGCAUCCUCAUCACAUGCAAGAGGCUGCAAAAAUUGGGGAUGAAUCCCCUGGUGCUGUCGAGGGUCUCGGCGAAGGCGCUUGCCGUUAGGGCGAAGAACUGGUCGGAGUCGGUGCACAAAUUCUUGAAGCAGUGCGCCGAUGCCGGAAAUCUCGAAGCUUGUUACAUCCUCGGCAUGAUCCAGUUCUACUGCCUGGAGAACAGAGGGAGCGGGGCGUCGCUGAUGGCGCGGGCGGCGAUCGGGGCGCACACGGCGGCGCUGUACUCUUUGGCGGUCAUCCAGUUCAACGGCAGCGGGGGGUCGAAGAACAACAAGGACCUCCGCGCCGGCGUGGCCCUAUGCGCCCGCGCGGCGACGCUCGGCCACGUCGACGCCCUCCGCGAGCUCGGCCACUGCCUCCAGGACGGCUACGGCGUGCGCCAGAACGUGGCGGAGGGGCGGCGGUUCCUGGUCCAGGCCAACGCGCGGGAGCUCGCCGCCGUGCUUUCCUCCACCGCCGACGCGGCGUGGCAGGCCCACCGCCACCACCGGCUCUCGUCGGGGGGCGCCGCGUGCUCCCUGCUCAGCGAUUUCGGGUGCAACGUGCCGGCGCCGGAGGCCCACCCGGCGAACCGGUUCAUGGCGGAGUGGUUCGCUAUGAGGGGCGCCGCCGGCGGAGACGGGCUGAGGAUGUGCUCCCACGUCGGCUGCGGGCGGCCGGAGACGCGGCGCCACGAGUUCCGCCGGUGCUCGGUCUGCGGCGCCGUUAAUUACUGCUCUCGGGCGUGCCAGGCCCUCCACUGGAAGCUGGCCCACAAGGCCGAGUGCGCCCCCAUGGACCGGUGGCUUGACGCUGCCGCCGCCAUCGGUGGCCCCGCAGGCGGCGGAGCACCGCCGGAGAACGGCACUGGCGCGGUGAACUAGACCAGAUAGAGAAGAAGGGUAGGCCGGAGGCGGUUUUUUCUUUUUUGUUGUCCAUUUUGUUUUUUGAAUUUGUUUUCAUGUUCUUUUUCCCUUUUUGUACAGCUGUUAAAAAUGUUUUCUUUUGUUUUUUUACCAAAAAACUGUUUUCUUCCGAGUUUAAAGCACAAUAACAGUAAUUACGGUGACCAUCUGACGAA